AUGUCUUCUGUCUUCUUCCUGUGCCAGCGCUGCAACCAGCCCCUGAAAUUCUCACAGACGCUCUGUGCGAUGCAGAAAGAGCCCUUGAAAGCCCAGCCUUGUGUCAGCACCCCCACAAAGACACCCGUCUCUGGGGAGCUACAGGCCAGGACCUCCGGCAGACCCUUUCCUGACUAUGGCAGGACAUCCCAGGAAAGUGCCUGCUGCACCUUCACUCUGCUGGGUGAGUUUACCACCCUGAGAACUUUGAACAGUAUCCAGAACACUACCCUAGAGACCUCUGAAAUCCUCUCUGGCCAAAAGGAUGUGGACCACCCGCUGUGUGACGAAUGUAUGGACAAUCUUCUGAGGCAACUAGAUGCCCAACUCACUCUCGUUGAAUCUGACAACCAGAAGUACAGAAGUUUCCUGGAGAGAGAGUCGCUGGUGAGCGAGGAGGAGAAGGAGGCCAUGCACACAGAGCUUUGGGCUGAGCUGCGGGGUCUAGAGCAGGAGGAAGCAAGGCUGGCUCAGGAGCUGAAGGACAUAGACCACCGUCAUGCCAGAAUUGCCGCCGAGCUCAGAGCAGCCCAGGCGGAGAGCGAGGCGCUGCAUCAACAGAAGGAGCAGGACAGGAUGGACUACUCUGCCUUGAAAAUGGACCAGCUGGAGCUGAUGGACCAGCUGAGCAGUGUGGAGAACCAGUUGGCCUAUGCCCAGAGGCAGCUGCGGCGCCUGAGAAAGACCAAUAUCUUCACCAUCACGUUUACCAUCUCGGAUGAGGGUCCCUUGGGCAUUAUCAACAACUUCAGGUUGGGCUGCCUCCCUGGCAUCCAGGUGGGAUGGGAUGAGAUCAACGCCGCCUGGGGACAGACAGCCUUACUGCUCUUCAGCUUGGCCAAGAUAGCUGGACUGCAAUUCCAGAGGUACCAACUUGUUCCCCGCGGGGACCAUUCCUACCUCAAGUCCUUGACUGGCGAUGGGGUGCUGGUUUUGUUCUCGGAUGGGAGUCACAGCGUCUUCUUGAAUAACAAGUUUGACCGUGGGAUGCAGGCCUUUCUGGAUUGCCUGCAGCAGUUUGUGGAGGAAGUUGAGAAGGAGGAAGGGUGCUUCUUCCUGCCCUACAGGAUCCAUGUGAAGGAAGGUAUGAUGGAGGACUCCUGGGGCAGUCGGGAGUGCUACUCCAUCAGAACCCACCUGAACACAGAGGACGAGUGGGUAAAGGCUCUUAAAUGCAUGCUUACCAACUUGAAGUUGCUUCUUGCUUGGGCUUCCCUAAGGUACUGUGUCGAGAAGAGACCAAACUGA
Messenger RNA from Onychomys torridus (southern grasshopper mouse), 1287 nucleotides. RefSeq names its product beclin 2 (gene Becn2). The transcript has a single exon. Gene Ontology annotation, biological process: late endosome to vacuole transport; autophagy; autophagosome assembly. The coding region runs from base 1 to 1287 and encodes 428 amino acids. Lineage: Eukaryota; Metazoa; Chordata; Mammalia; Rodentia; Cricetidae. Gene Ontology annotation, cellular component: phosphatidylinositol 3-kinase complex, class III, type I; phosphatidylinositol 3-kinase complex, class III, type II; phagophore assembly site. The record is from RefSeq and is a predicted model, not a curated record.